AUGAGUGUGGCUCGAGCUCUAGAAGUGCUCCUCUCAAGUACGCAUUUGUCAAUAACAGUAAAAUCGAACCUGUUAGCAUUCAAAGAGAUAAUAGCGUGUAAUGACAGACCGGUGGACGUGUCACCGUUCACGAGUAAUUUAAUUAAUAAUACAACUUCGAUUCCUAUACAGCAACAACAACAUGGCAGAGGAGGUGCCGGCAAACUGCAUCAGAAAGCGGGUAAUCAGGUGGGUCUUUGUAUUUAUUUCUUUUUUUUUGAUCGAUGCAUACUUAUUUAUUUGUUUCAUUCAACUUUGAUCGAUGCAUCACAUUUUGAACAGCAAUCAGUUUUAUCUUAG
Messenger RNA from Anisakis simplex (herring worm), 339 nucleotides. NCBI's taxonomy places the organism in Eukaryota, Metazoa, Nematoda, Chromadorea, Rhabditida, Anisakidae. The record is from the annotation of a GenBank genome assembly.